AUGAUUUCGGGUUUAUUUAAUACGAUCAAGAAUGCCGCUGCAGCAACGGAAGCUUGUAGAUCAGUGGUUGAAGAAGUGCGAAAUGUUAUAACGUGGAAUAGUAGUCAACCUCCGGAGGAUCGAAAAAUCUGUUUUCUUAGUACUUCGCAGCUAAGUUCGCUUGUUAAGUGUGAUGACUUCAAAUCGGUUUCCAUCUACUCGAAUAAGGAAGAAACAUUAUUCUAUAUUGUUUAUGUACAAAGAUUUGUAGCAUUAUCAGUUAUGUCGAACAGAAAUGAAGCGCUGAGAAAGCAAAAAAUAUUAAAUGGCUUGUUUAGAUUGAUCGAAAUUCUCGAUGUAUUGGAGCCAAAUACAUUUUUGAAUCGCGUUGCCUGCCUACUGAUAAGCAUUGAAAAGAAUGCAACAUAUCGCGAAAUUCAUCAUGCUUGUUCUUGUGGAUUUGAUGAUGUUGUUGAAAAUUUCUGUUUAAAUUCUUCUAUUGAUCCCAUUGUUGUUGUCAACAAAGCAACUGUUGAUGGUCUUUUGCCCUUGCAAAUAGCUGCAAAUAAUGAUAAUUAUAAUGUAGUUAUUAAAUUGCUCGAAUAUGGUGCUGAUAUUCAUAAAUUAGAUUUACAUAUGAGGAAUGUCUUUCAUUACGCUGCUAAGAAAAGUCCAAGUAUACUUCGACUUUUAAUGAGUUAUGAUCGAUCUCAACAAGCAAUGAAUCGCUUCGAUAGCGAUGGUCUAUCUCCACUUUGUUUGGCUAUGAAAUCUGGCCAUGUAGAAUGUGCAAAAAUCCUUCUCGAAUCUGGUUGUUCCAGAGGGCCAUUUCCUGCUGGUCCAUUAUGUAAAAUUUUUCUUAGCGUUCCAGUCGAUACAGAAGGGUUUAUCAAUUUGCUUCUUAAGUACGAACCAAAUUUUCUUUGUGAGCCUAUAUGCGAUGGUUCUUCUAUAUUGCACCAAGAUUUGGAUGCGCCUCUACUCAUUCUUAUCAUGAGCAAAGUGACGAAGGAAGUAAAAGAUUCUGAAGAUAAAAAUAAAAGAACUCCCUUACAUCGAUCAGUUCAAAGAAGUAAUCUCAGUCAAACUCUGGCAUUACUAUCAUUUGAAGUUAAUGUGGAUGCUUUAGACGAAAAUGGAGAUACUCCACUUAAUAUUGCUGUCCAGAUAGGAUCGCUCGAACUUGUCAAAUGUCUUUUAUGCUUUGGAGCUUCUGUUACACUCUUGAAUAAUGGUGGAUUACGCCCCAUCGAUAUCGCCAAAAAAUCGUCAAAUGCAUUCAGGCUAGGUUUGAAGGAGAUACUCAUACAUAUUGAGGAAAAACUUGGUUCAUCAGUAAUCGAAUAUUUUGAUUGGUUGGCUGGUACAAGCACUGGUGCGAUUAUUGCUUUAGCUUUGGCUCGCGGCGAUUCUCCUCGUUCAUGCCAAGGUCUGUAUAUCAGGUUAAAAUCAGAAGUGUUUAUUGGUGAAAAACCUUAUUCGGAUAAAGAAUUCGAGCAAAUUCUUAAACGUUACUUUGGUGAUUCAUUGGUUAUGGCUCAUAUUGAAAGUAAAAAGAUUAUGAUAACUGCGACAUCUGUGAAGACAAACGUCCCUCAGCUAAAAUUGUUUCGUAAUUAUCGCCUUCCUCUUUCUGAAAUAAAUAAUCAAGUUCUAGGAUACGACGAUCCCUCAAAUCUUCUUGUUUGGAAAUGCGCAAGAUAUUCCAGUGCUGCUCCAACAUAUUUUGCUCCGAAGGAUGAUUAUGUUGAUGGUGGUCUUGUUGCAAAUAAUCCUACUUUAGAUUUGCUAUCAGAUAUUCACGAAUAUAACGCGACACAUGCCCAAGCUAAUAUGGAAAAAGCUGACAUUAAUUGUAUUGUCUCGCUGGGAACCGGUGUACUUCCGGCUAAAAAGAUUAAGCUUGGAAAAUUAGAAUUUGGUAUACCACAAAAUUUAGAAGAAGGACAAUCAAUGCUAACUGAUUUCCUAAACAUGAAAAGCAUCCUUAUAAAACAGAUAACAGCUUCAGAUGGGGAAUGCGUGAGACGUGCGAGAUCAUGGGCCCAUGGUUUAAAUAUACCAUUCUUCCGACUAUCGCCUCCAUUAUCAACAGAUGUUCAGUUGGAUGAGAAGGAAAAUGAGAUUAUUAUUGAAUUCUUAUGGGAAACAGAGAGAUAUUUGCGAACAAUUGCUCAUUCCGAUAUUGACAGCUUGGUAAAGCUUUUGAAAGGUGAUAUCUAA
Dracunculus medinensis (Guinea worm) is the source of this 2202-nucleotide messenger RNA. NCBI's taxonomy places the organism in Eukaryota, Metazoa, Nematoda, Chromadorea, Rhabditida, Dracunculidae. The record is from the annotation of a GenBank genome assembly.